CCUGUGCUGUUGUGUGUGUGUGAAACCAAACAUUGAGAGACUGAGCCGCCUCGGUAACUCAUCAUAACUCAUCAUAACUCAUCAUAACUCAUCAUAACUCAUCAUAACUUCAUCAACAACGGAGAAAAGUCGACGUUAAGUUUGACAUCUUGAUGUUUUUAAAAUGCUGCUGAGUCAAAGAAGAACAAAAUGUCGGGAGUUCACGGGACCGACGCCUCAUUCAGUCGCUUUGAGAGCCAAGUUCCCGUCCAGGAGGCCUGUGGACCAUCUGAUCCUGGACAGACAGAAGCAGGAUGCUGCCAGAGAAGAGAUCCAGGACUUCACCAAGAACCAGCAGAGCUUCAACAUGAAGACUUGGUGGCUGCAGACUUCAGACCGACGCUUCCUCCAAGGAUCCGUCCAGAGACAAGUCGGAGCUGCUCUGACCCAGCAGGAGGUCCACGUGGACCAGAGGAGGGACAGAGAAAUGAUUCAGAGGACUGAAAGAAAAGAGACAGACUGAGCGCGCUCAGUUGCUGCUUCACCUGCAUCGCCUCACACAGCUGACAGACACACAGAGAAAUGGCUCAGAGGACUUCAAGCUGAGACAGACAGAGUUGCUGCUUCACCUGCACCGCCUCACACAGCUGACAAACAGAGAAAUGACUCAGAGGACUGAAACAUAAGACAAACCGUCUCUGUUUUGCAGUGAAACCUUGUGUCAAAGAUGGAGAAAAUGUCUGUCAAAGAGGAGCUUUUGAAGAUACUGAAAGGUUUGUCAGAUGAAGAAUUCAAGGAGUUCAAGUGGUUCCUGCAGGAUCCUGACAUCCUGGUAGGAUUCCAGGCCAUCCCAAAGAACCAACUGGAAUGCGCAGACAGGUUGGACACAGUCGAUAAGAUCAUACAGACCUUCAGCCAUCAGUCUGUAGAAGUGGUGAAGAAGGUUUUAAAGAAGAUUAAUAGGAAUGAUCUGGUGGAGAAAUUAUCAAGCAUCACUCCAGGAACACAAGGCGAGUCUCAACCUACCAACCUGCUCCUCAACCCUCCGGUGGACAGAGCUCAGAACACCAACACCUCAUCCAAAUAUGACAACAUCCCCUGCAAAUUUGUUAUCCCAGGAUCUCCUGCUAUCCACCAGCUGAUACCAAAGAAAGAGAACAUUGGAACUGUGACAAGAAUGACUCUUGGUGAAAAAAAUCCAAACAAGAUAAACAAAACCAUCUUACUUGUUGGUGAAACAGGAACAGGAAAAUCUACUCUGAUCAACGCUCUGGUCAACUACGCCAUGGGAGUGAAGUGGGAGGAUAAUGUCUGGUUUAAGAUCGUAGAGGAGGAGAAGAGAAGUCAAUCAGAAAGUCAGACAUCAGAUGUAAUUGUGUACCAGAUCUUUGGUUUUGAAGAUAAAACUCUGCCCUACUCUCUGACCAUCAUCGAUACUCCAGGAUACAGAGACACCAGAGGACAGAAUCACGAUGACAUCGUCAGUCAAAGAUUAUUAGACUUGUUCCAGUCAGAGGAUGGAGUUCAUGAGAUUAAUGCAGUGGGUCUGGUGCUGAAAGCGAGUGAGAAUCGACUGAAUGACCGACUGAAGUACAUCUUUGAUUCAGUGGUAUAUCCGUUUGGAAAAGACAUGGAGAAGAACAUUGUCGCCCUCAUCACACACUCAGAUGGUGUGACUCCAGAAAAUGCUCUACGAGCUCUUGAGGCUGCGAUGAUUAAAUAUGCCAGAAAUGCAAAGAAUCAGGCUGUUCACUUCCUGUUUAAUAACUGCCAGGAUCAGGACAGGACAGAGAACAUGAGAGCUCUUAAAUUUGCAUAUGAAACAACAACAGAAGGAAUGAUUCAGUUCACAAAGUUCCUUGCAAAAACUGCACCUCAAAAGAUGCAGAAAACCGUGGAUGUACUAACCGAGCGCACCAUACUGACAACCUGCAUCCAAAACCUGCAAGAAAGAAUUAGGUCUAUAGAACUGAAACAGAGAAUUGAAAAGGAGAAUCAGGCACUCCUGAAGAAACAUGAACAAGACAUAAAGGAUAAUAAGGAGUACACAAUAGAACAUAAAAGCAUCCGCAAAGUUAAAAAAGACAUAAAGGGAGGAAAGAAGUUGUGGGUAAAUAAAAAUGGAUCUCUCUGCUGUACAAAGUGUGAAGAGAACUGUCACUAUCCAUGCAAAUUGGUCCGUCAGGCGAUAGACUCCAACGACACAUGCAAGUCCUGUGGGUGUAAUGAGUCAUAUCAUGUGAAAGAGACCUGGAGGUAUGUGGAGGAGGAAAUCACCAGCAAGGUGACUGUAAAAGCUAUGAAAGAGAAGUAUGAAAAGGGUCGAGCAGGCUUUGAUAAGGCAAAAAGCCUUUUGGAAACUCUUGAGAAGGAAAUAGACAAACUUCAGAAGGAAAAAGAUCAGUUGUUGGAGGAAUCCUUUCAGCAUGUUAUCAAACUGAAGCAGAUUGCCCUGAAGGUUGAUGCAGUGUCCACUCGUGACCACUUGGACUUCCUGAUUGAGAGGAUGAAGGACACAGUGAAGAAGAGGAAACUGGAAGAGAUGAAAAGUCGAGCUGAUGACAAUGAAGGAACCACAGGAGCUGGUAACGCAAAGAGGCAAAGAACUAGAUGAACUAGAAUCACUGAGAGCAGACAGCUGUGUAGAAAACAAUUGUAGUCUACAAUGAUGAUCAAAUGUGUUUUAUUAUA
Messenger RNA from Perca flavescens (yellow perch), 2670 nucleotides. RefSeq lists its product as uncharacterized. The record is from RefSeq and is a predicted model, not a curated record. The transcript has 8 exons. Gene Ontology annotation, molecular function: GTP binding. NCBI's taxonomy places the organism in Eukaryota, Metazoa, Chordata, Actinopteri, Perciformes, Percidae. Bases 707 to 2593 code for a protein of 628 amino acids.